Carya illinoinensis is the source of this 1052-nucleotide messenger RNA. RefSeq lists its product as uncharacterized. Bases 1 to 561 code for a protein of 186 amino acids. The record is from RefSeq and is a predicted model, not a curated record. The transcript is spliced from 5 exons. Lineage: Eukaryota; Viridiplantae; Streptophyta; Magnoliopsida; Fagales; Juglandaceae.
AUGCCGAUCACGCUUAAGGUGAUCUUGAAAAUAGAGAGACAGCUCAAGAUUCUGAACAAACCAUACAUCAAAAGCAUCAAGACUGCAGAAGGUGAUAUCUUUGAUUGCGUUGAUAUAUAUAAACAACCAGCCUUUGAUCAUCCUUUGCUUAAAAACCAUAGCAUUCAGAUGAAACCUAAUUUUUUCCCAGAAAGAGGGGAAGAUAAAACUCUACCACAUGUAGCCAAGACUUCUGCAGUUGGAUUGAGUGAAGGCUGCCCAUUUGGAACCGUUCCCAUCAAGAGAACUCGGAAGGAAGACUUGUUAUUGGCCAAAAUGUUCGUGAAAGAUUCUGGGUCAAACAUUGCCUCUCCUCCUACUCAUUAUGCAACAAGAAAAUUACAAAGCAGUGCAGGCACAAACUAUAAGGGAGCAGCCGCAACAAUUAAUAUACAAAAUCCCCAAGUUAUAGAUAAUCAAUUCAGCCAAGCAUUUAUACAGGUCCGAAGUGGCGUUGAUGUGAUUCAAGUUGGAUGGAUGGUAAUUCGUUUCAAAUCCUCGUCCAGUCAAUGCAUAUCUUAGGAGCUAUCUCUUGGUUCUUAAUGCUAAUUUUGUUGGUAAAUUCUUUGGGUAAAUCCAAAAUUAUAUGGCGAUAAUAAUACGCGAACCUUGGGUGCAUGGACGGUAAGGCUGGGAAUUAUUUAUCUCUGAUCUGCAUUUACAUAUAAAUUUCAAACUCUUGGAGUUUUUCCAGUAUUCAUUGUACUCCGAUCGUAUUUUCUUUGUAUUUUUUAGGCAGGUGAAAAUGGCUGUUUCAAUAUGCUCUGCUCGGGUUUUGUGCAAGUUAGUUCAAAAGAUACUCCAGGCUAUGUUCUUGAUGAGGUUUCCCGUUAUGGACGAAAACAAUUUUCUGUAAAGUUCCAUGUAGUCAAGGAUGUGAGAGAAGGAAAUUGGUGGCUUGCACAGCACCGUACUUCAAUUUCUUUUCUUCUUUCCUCAACAUGCAGUGCUGCACCUCAUGUAAAACUUCCUUUCGUUUGGCGCAAUGAUGAAGCCACACCCUUUCAGAUGCA